UCGCCGCUGCUGCUUCUUCGACUGGCCGUGUUUUCGUUAAGCCUUCUUCACCUUUCUCUCGCCGCCGCCGCUGCUAGGUCCACUCCUACUGCCCGCCGCUUCGUCUCGCUCUCCCCUGAUCAAGGAGAUGAGUUGAAGUUACCGUGGCGGAUCGGUGGUGAAAUCCAGCUGUCGACCGUCGGCAGGAAGGGCGGCGGUGGUCGCGGAGGGGUUGGAGUAGGCGGCGGCGGUCGCGGAGGAGGCGGUGGAGCGGGGGCUCGUGGCCGCCGUAAUGGUGCGGUGGUGAACUGCGGUCGGCCAAGUGGCCAGCUGGUUGGCCUUGUAGUUUUAGUCACCGUUUUCGCCUUACUUUUCUAAGAACCAUGUGAUACGGAUCUGCGCUUCAUUUUUAUGUUUUGGUAAUAAUGUUUUGGUUUUUGGAAUUAAUGGGGGGGAUUUUUGGAAAUUAUUGGUAGUUUUGGAAAAUUAGAUGAGAUAGGA
Messenger RNA from Linum tenue, 480 nucleotides. The record is from the annotation of a GenBank genome assembly. NCBI's taxonomy places the organism in Eukaryota, Viridiplantae, Streptophyta, Magnoliopsida, Malpighiales, Linaceae.